GCAAAGAGUGGGCAGAUUAACAGCGUCCAUACUUGGAAAAGUACUCUCGUGCUGCACUGGGGCAGAGGGGAUUGUCUCCCAAGUGAUGGGCUAUACCAAGACACCCGAUGUGUUCAGUGUAAGAUGGGGCAGGGAGGAGGAGGUCAAGGCUCGAAAUCGCCUCAUUGCCGAUGAAGCACACAAGCACAGUGACUUUGAGGUCAGGAAGUGUGGUUUGUUUGUGGAUUCCGAGAGGCCAUAUUUAGGAGCUUCCCCUGAUGGUGUUGUGUCUUGUUGUUGUUGCACAGACGCAGUACUGGAGAUUAAGUGUCCAGCGUCAUGUGCAAACCUUAUAAUUGGCGAAGCUAAGGUAAGACUGCCAUACCUUGAUGCUGAUGCACGUCUAAAAGAAGAUCACUUGCAUUAUGCUCAGGUCCAAAUGCAGAUCGCACUUGUUAAAACAACCAGAGCAUUCUUUGUCGUCUUCACAACUGUGGACAUAAAUGUGGAAGAAGUGAAGUUUAAUGAGUGCUUCUGGAACACGGCCGUCAGUGAGGCAGAGGAGUUCUACUUCAGUCACAUUUUCCCUGAAAUUCAUGGCAGAGAACUGCUGAAAAAAAUUGAGCAUGCAAACACCAUGUGCAUUUGCAAAACACAGAAGUCGGGAUCUGUCCUACGAUGCAAGUUAUGUAAAGUAGCCGUCCACCUGAAAUGUGUGAAACUGCGACGUACGCCUAAAACAUGGGUGUGCUUAGUUUGUAAACUUGCAAAAUAGACCUACUGUUUAUUGCAAGUGGGUUAGUACCAGUGGUGUCAAUUUAGCAGUUUU
Messenger RNA from Ixodes scapularis (black-legged tick), 808 nucleotides. RefSeq lists its product as uncharacterized. The record is from RefSeq and is a predicted model, not a curated record. The transcript has a single exon. Bases 86 to 754 code for a protein of 222 amino acids. Lineage: Eukaryota; Metazoa; Arthropoda; Arachnida; Ixodida; Ixodidae.